AUGCGUCAGGCGUCUGUCAGGGCUCUCCGGACGACCUGCCAGUACGUGUCCCGUGGGCUGUCUCGUGCCGGCCGUCGCUCUGCCCUCUCGCUUUCGUGGACGCAGCACGCGCAGCAGCACCUCAGCCAUCUCAGCCGCAGCAGCCUGCAGCGGCCGCGCUGGCUGUCCACCGCACCGGUCAAGUCCUCGGGCGAGCCGCUGCGGUCCUCGAUGCACAUCCGGCGUCUCUCGCUGGUCGCCGUGUCCGGCCUCGUCGGCUACGGGGCCUACUACACCUUCCAGGGCGACCACAACGGCAGCAGCCCGGCCGUCUUCUCGACCAAGGCGACCACAGCGACUACAGCAACAACAGCAGGCGAAAACGCACAGACGACGCGCAACGUGCUCGUGAUCAGGGCCAACGAGCUCAGCACCGGCACGCUGGUCGGCGACGGACCGAUCUCCAAGAUGACCGACGACAGUGGACAGCGGGUGAUCGAGAUGCUGGACCCCGACCAGGCCACGCAGCGGCUGCGCCGGAACGAGGAGUCGUACGCGGUCAAUCGGGGCAAGGGCGUGCUGCGCUACGACCUGGUGCAGCUGGCGAGCAACGACCCGAUCGAGGACGACCACGCGGAGAAGAUCGUGGAGGUGCCAGAGAAGAGCGGGGACAUUGGCGGCGCGAACACAUCCGACUGGAUGUUCUGGGGGGUCUUUGACGGACAUUCAGGCUGGACAACGUCAGCUAAGCUCCGCCAGACCCUCAUCAGCUACGUGGCGCGGGAGCUGAACGAGACGUACAAGGCAGCAGUGUCGGCCGAGGGUCCACCAGCGGACGCGAUCGAGGGUGCGAUCAAGGUCGGGUUCACGCGGCUGGACGACGAGAUCGUCAACAAGAGCGCACAAAAGGUGCUGGGUCAGGCGUCCAAGUCGGUGGCGGCGGAGCUGCUGGCACCGGCACUGUCGGGCUCGUGCGCGCUGCUAUCCUUCUACGACAGUCGGUCGAAGCUGCUGCGAGUAGCCUGCACGGGCGACUCACGGGCCGUGUUGGGCCGACGGACGGCGACGGGCAAGUGGACGGCGACGGCGCUGUCGGUCGACCAGACGGGCAACAACGCAGAUGAGGCGGCACGGCUGCGCAAGUUGCACCCGGGCGAAGAGCAUGUGGUGCGCAACGGGCGCGUGCUGGGCGGCCUGGAGCCGACGCGGGCGUUUGGCGAUGCCAGCUACAAGUGGACACGCGAGGUGUCGGACCGGCUGCGCACGUCCUUCUUUGGCCGCAGCCAGUCGCCGCUGAUGCGCACACCACCCUACGUGACGGCCGAGCCGGUGGUGACGACGACCAGGAUCAAGCCGGAACAGGGUGACUUUGUCGUCAUGGCCACUGACGGCCUGUGGGAGAUGCUGACUAAUGAAGAAGCCGUGGGGCUAGUAGGCAAGUGGAUCGAGGCGCAGACGGCCGCCCAGACUAAGGGCAGCUCGAAGCUGGACGCGGCCUGGGCAAAGGUUUUUGGCGCCCACAGCACCGGCAGCAGCGGGCUGCCGGUCGAGGUCGUGGGCGAGGGCAGCGUCGGCAAGAACGGCGAGAAGACGCCGAUCCGACUGCGCCAAUGGGGUCUCUCGCCCGAUGCCAGCGACCGGUUCUUGGUCAAGGACGAGAAUGCGGCCACGCAUCUGGUGCGCAACGCACUCGGUGGUACCAACGAGGAGCAGGUGUCGGCACUGUUGACCCUGCCCGCGCCGUUUUCGCGGCGGUAUCGCGACGAUCUGACCGUCCAGGUCAUCUUCUUUGGCAACGGACAGCCGACGGGCGACGUGGUCGUCAACCAGGAGGCCACCGGGCCAGCCGCCGUCAAGGCAAGGCUCACCAUGGUUAUCGUCGAGGGCCAUGAGCACCUCACAGAGGAGGAGAAGCGUCUGCAGGAGGACCGCCGGCGGGUGAAGUACUGGAAGAAAUGGGGGCCUUAUGUCUCGGAGCGCCAGUGGGCCACCGUUCGCGAGGACUACAGCCCCGACGGUGAUGCGUGGAGUCACUUCCCCCACGACCAUGCCCGCUCUCGGGCCUAUCGCUGGGGCGAGGACGGCAUCGCCGGCGUCUGCGACUCGCACGGACUCGAGAACAUCGCCUUUGCCUUUUGGAACGGAAAGGAUCCCUUCCUCAAGGAGCGGCUCUUUGGCCUGUCCAACCCCCAGGGAAACCAUGGUGAGAGCAUCAAGGAAGCUCACUUCCACCUGGACAACACACCUCACUCCUACAUGAAAUACCUCUACAAAUACCCACAGGCGGAGUUUCCCUACGAAGACCUCGUCAAGGAGAAUGGCCGCAGGACCAAGGAGGACAUGGAAUACCAGAUCCUCGACACCGGCGUCUUCAACGAAGACCGGUACUGGGACAUCUUCAUCGAGACGGCCAAGGAGGACGAUGAUCCGGAUGCCAUCGUGUUCCGGGUGACGGCCUGGAACCGCGGUCCCGAUCCGGCUCCGCUGCACAUCAUCCCGCACCUCUGGUUCCGCAACACGUGGGCCUGGGGCCGCGAGAAGCCUGAGCACAAGCCGUCGAUCGAGAGCGUCGACGAGAGCACGGUCCGGUCGACCCACCCGGCGCUGGGCGAGCGCUAUCUGCUGAUGGCACCCUCGCCUAGCAUUGGCCCUAGCGGCCAGGACGUGAUGCCCGACAUGCUCUUCACCGACAACGACACCAACUUUGCCGCGCUCUACGAAGGCACCAACAAGACCGAGUACGUCAAGGACGCCUUCCACGACUACAUUGUCGACGGCAAGAAGGAGGCCGUCAACCCGGCCAAGAAGGGCACCAAAUUCGGCGCCUGGUUCGCGUUCAACGAGGCCGGCGGCGUGGCCCCGGGCGAAUGUGCCGUCGUCCGCUUCCGCUUCUCCAAGCGCAGCGAGACCUUCCUGGACGAAGAGGAGGUUGACAACCUGAUCGAUGCCAAGCGCGAUGAAGCCGAUGAUUUCUACUUCCGGCUCAGCCCGCUGCCCAUGGCCGAUGACCUGCGCAACAUCCAGCGCCAGGCGCUCGCCGGCAUGCUUUGGUGCAAGCAGCACUACCUCUUCAUCUGGGACCAGUGGGCCAACGGCGACCCGACGCAGCCGCCGCCGCCGCCCGACCGCAAGGCCAUCCGCAACUCGCAGUGGAAGCACAUGCACUGCGACGACAUCCUGUCGAUGCCCGACUCGUGGGAAUACCCCUUCUUUGCCGCCUGGGACUCCAGCUUCCACUGCAUCCCGCUGGCCAUGAUCGACCCCGAGUUUGCCAAGAAGCAGCUGGACCUGUACACGCGCGAGUGGUACUGCCACCCGAACGGCCAGCUGCCGGCGUACGAGUGGAACUUUGGCGACGUCAACCCGCCGGUGCACGCCUGGGCCACCUUUCGCGUCUUCAAGAUCGAGCGCAAGCUCUACGGCCGCCAGGACCUCGACUUUCUCGAGCGCGUCUUCCAGAAGCUGCUGAUGAACUUUACCUGGUGGGUCAACCGCAAGGACAUGGACGGCAAGAACGUGUUUGAGGGCGGCUUCCUGGGCCUCGACAACAUCGGCCUGUUCAACCGGUCGGAGCCGCUGCCGACGGGCGGCGUGCUGGAGCAGGCCGACAGCACGGGGUGGAUGGCCUUUUACUGUCUGUGCAUGCUGAACAUCUGCCUGGAGCUGGCCAAGUACCGGCGCACGUACGAAGACAUGGCGAGCAAGUUCUUUGAGCACUUUAUCCUGAUCAGCGACGCCAUGACGUUCCGCAUGGGCGAGAAGGACGAGACGUCGCUGUGGAACGAGAAGGACGGCUUCUACUACGACGCCAUCUCGUGGGGCGGCCCGUGGAUCCAGCAGCUGCCGGUGCGGUCGCUGGUCGGUCUGAUCCCGAUGUACGCGACGCUGACGCUGGAGCCGGAGCUGCUGAACCGGCUGCCGUCGUUCAAGCGGCGGGUCGAGUGGUUUGUGACGAACCGCUGCGACGUGGCCGAGCGCAACAUGGCGUCGAUCCGUAAGCGCGGCAAGGGCGACCGGAUCCUGCUCUCGAUCGUCAGCAAGGAGCGGCUGGAGUGUCUGCUGCGGCGGAUGCUGGACGAGGACGAGUUCCUGAGCCCGCACGGCGUGCGGUCGCUGUCCAAGUACCACCAGGAGCACCCGUAUUCGAUGAACGUGAACGGGCAGAAGUUUGCCGUCAGCUACGUGUCGGGCGAGUCGGACAGCGGCCUGUUUGGCGGCAACAGCAACUGGCGCGGGCCCGUGUGGAUGUGCGUCAACUACCUGCUGAUCGAGGCGCUGCAGCGCUUCUACAUGUUCUUUGGCGACACGCUCAAGAUCGAGUGUCCGGUCGGCUCGGGCGACUACAUGCAUCUCGGUCACGUGUCCGAGGAGCUGCAGCACCGCCUGCAGCACCUGUUUGCGCGGGGCGACGAUGGCCGCCGGAGCAUCAACGGCGGCAGCGACCUGCUGGACUUUGAUCCGCUGUGGAAGGACCAUCUGUGGUACUACGAGUACUUUGACGGCGACACGGGGCGCGGCCUGGGGGCCACGCACCAGUGCGGCUGGACAGGGCUGAUUGCGCGGAUGAUUCACGAUACAGGUGUCACGUGUCGUCUCCCCCAGACGCCACGCACGCCGGCCGUCGGCAUGAACCAUUACUUUGACGACAUCCUGCACCGCUACGACAAGGCGCCGACGCCACGGCUGCGGCGGUCGUCAACGUCGCGGUCGAUUGGCGCGCGCAGCGACUUCUUCAUCGGCCACGAAGAGGGCGACGCCGAGGCCGUGAUCGACCACGACCAUGACGACGAUGGCCGCACGCACAGCCGGCCGAUCUCGCGGCCGGGCUCCAUGUUCUUCGUGGAUCCGGAGCGCGUGCGCCAGCGGUCCGAGGCCGACGUGCACCUGCAUCACUACAUCAGCGACCAGCUGGAGCGCAUCAAGAACGAGCGCAGCGCCAACGGCUACGGGGACGGAGACGAGUUUGAAGCGCAGGCCGAGCACGACUAG
This is a messenger RNA of Grosmannia clavigera kw1407, 4968 nucleotides long. Its product is annotated as protein phosphatase 2c. Gene Ontology annotation, cellular component: endoplasmic reticulum membrane. Gene Ontology annotation, molecular function: Glc3Man9GlcNAc2 oligosaccharide glucosidase activity. Bases 1 to 4968 code for a protein of 1655 amino acids. The record is from RefSeq and is a predicted model, not a curated record. NCBI's taxonomy places the organism in Eukaryota, Fungi, Ascomycota, Sordariomycetes, Ophiostomatales, Ophiostomataceae. The transcript has 9 exons. Gene Ontology annotation, biological process: oligosaccharide metabolic process; protein N-linked glycosylation.